CAAGGGUGUGAUACGGUAAUCAAUAAAUUAAGCGAUGAAUAGUAAAUAUUAAUAUUAAAUUAUAUUUCUUUUGCUAUAUAUAUAUAUUACAUUUAUAAUCUAAUUGAAGUUAGUAGUAUUCAGAGGGAAUGGAGAAACGGAAAGUAGGAAGGCCCAGGAAGAAUGAAGAAAAAGGAAAAGUCGCCGUCAUCGGAACUUCCUCACCGGUCAACCGCCGGCCGCCAGAGUUCUUCAAGCUCUUCCUUUCUGAUCAGAGCUCUCAACAACUAGUAUUGCCAAAGGACUUCAGUAGAAAAUUUGGGGAGAAAAUGAAAGAAAGAAGCAAAAUUAAAGACUUAUGUGGGAAUGUUUGGGAUGUAUGUAUUGAAAAGAGUGAAGAUGGAGUUGUUACUUUCAUUGGAAAAGGAUGGGAAGAUUUCAUAAAAUAUCAGUCUCUAAAGAAUGGAUAUUUCUUGAUAUUCAUAUAUGAUGAUGAAAGGGACUCUUCAUUCACUGUCAAAGUAUUCAGUACAAAUGGUAGCAAGAAAUCAGUGCCUAUGACAAUACAAAAUACUAAAGGAGAAGACCAUGUCAUAGUGGUUGAGUAGUCCGUUUUCAUGUGCCUCGAUUAUAUUUCUAAGAGAUACAAUUAUGUUUCUAAGAGAUAUGUAUGCCUUUAUUCAUGUUUUUGGACUUCGUGUUAAAUUAUAUUUGAAGAGUAGUAGUGUAUGUCUGAUUAGUCGCAGCUUUGCUAAUUAUAUAUCAACAAUAUGUGUUUGACUAAAGUUUCAGCCAAAA
Solanum lycopersicum (tomato) is the source of this 777-nucleotide messenger RNA. The record is from RefSeq and is a predicted model, not a curated record. Lineage: Eukaryota; Viridiplantae; Streptophyta; Magnoliopsida; Solanales; Solanaceae.